AACAACACCGGGUUCUGCUACAAAGCAUCCUCGGUCAGCCUGGCAAUAGUCUGAUGCCGCACAUUCGCUUGCGAUACUACGAAGGAGAGAUACAAUGAAGGAGCCCAGCAAGUCCUGGAAGGAUCAGCCGCGGAGACGCUGCUGCUGCUGCUGCAGUACUGAGGCUGUGCUUCCUCUCUGCUGAAUAAAUAUAGAAGUGUUGUGACUCUGUGUAUGUGUGUGUGUAUGGGGAGUGUCUUCUCGGACUGCCUGCCCUACUGUGUGCGCGCAUCUAUAUAUACAGUAUGCCAGUGUGCAUCUGAGCAACGGCUAGUAUUCCAAUCCCUGUAAGAGGAAGGAGGACCAGGCUGCAGCAUCAGCAGCAUCCCUGCUCCCAUCCUUGCUUUCCUCAUCGCUAUCCUAAUCUGCUUCCACAUGACCAUCUGGGGAUUCUCCUGCUAAAAUACACAUCGUUUCUGACCUGCAUGUUUUAUCUACAGUCACUGCUAUAGAUCUUCCCCUAUUUCUAACCAUGAUCUUCAGCAAAGAUACCGCAAGUUUGUUACUUGAAUGCUGAAGACUGACACGGGCUUAGACACUGAGUUCAGGGUCUAGGAGGAAAGGGGGGUGGGUUCUGUUAUUCUUUAAAAGGGAAGCCCUGAGCCACCCCACCCUCACCUUCAAGAGCACCCUACACCAUUGCCCUCUUACCGAGCCCAAGGAGGAAGGCAGAGGGAGAAGUUGCUGUACUAACCCUGUAGGAUCUGGAGUUAAUCCUGGGAACGUUGAAAAGCCAUGGUUUGGAUUUACAGAGCCAUGGGCGCUGCUCUUGUCCUGGGGAUUUUGAGCUGCCUCUGCUGCAGAGCCUGGACUGCCACCCCUGAUUACCAAAAAUGUGAUGAGCCUCUGGUCGCUGGACUUCAGUCGCAAUCCUUUAGAAGUUCGUCAAUAAUGUCUGGUAUUUAUGCUCCAGUAUAUGCUAAACUCAACAGGAGGGAAGGUGACGGUGGCUGGUCACCAUUGGACAGUGACCACUAUCAGUGGUUGCAGGUGGAUUUUGAAAGCAGGAAACAGAUACGAGCAAUCGCUACUCAAGGAAGAUACAGCAGUUCUGAUUGGGUAUCCCAAUACCGCUUGCUUUACAGUGACACUGGUAGAAAUUGGAAACCAUAUCAUCAGGAUGGAAAUAUAUGGGCAUUUCCUGGAAAUGUUAACUCCGACACCGUUGUCCGACAUGACUUACGACAUCCCAUAGUUGCUCGCUAUGUACGCAUUGUUCCGCUGGACUGGAAUGGAGAAGGGCAAAUUGGACUAAGAGUUGAACUCUAUGGCUGCCCAUACUGGGCUGACGUAAUCAAUUUUGAUGGCAACACUGUGUUAUCCUAUCAGUUCAAGGACAGGAAAAUGGCAACAGAAAAAGAUGUCAUCUCCCUGAAAUUCAAAAGCUCUUCAAGCGAAGGAGUCCUCUUUCAUGGAGAAGGACAACAAGGAGAUUACAUCACCCUAGAGCUGAAGAAAUCAAAGCUGGUGUUACAGCUAAACCUAGGCAGCAACCAAUAUGGAAAUAUAUAUGGCCACACCACAGUGACUACAGGAAGCCUCCUAGAUGACCAUCAUUGGCACUCUGUUAUAAUAGAUCGUUACAAGAAACAUAUUAACCUAACACUCGACAACCAUAUACAGCAUUUUAAAACCAAUGGAGAAUUUGAUAAGUUAGACCUUGAUUUUGAGCUAACCUUUGGAGGAAUGCCUUCAACUGGAAAGCCAACUUCAAGUAACAGAAGAAAUUUCAAGGGUUGUAUGGAAAGCAUUAAGUACAAUGCACUGAAUAUCACUGACCUCGCCCGGAGAAAGAAGAUGAAUUCAUAUAAUGUGGACAAUUUAAGUUUCACCUGUGUUGAAUCACAUGCAGUUCCCGUCUUCUUUAAUGCUAGCAGCUACUUAGAAGUCCAUGGACGAGCAGCUGAAGAUUUAUUAUCAGUGAGCUUUCACUUCCGCACCUGGAAUCCAAAUGGACUUCUGCUCUUCACUAGUUUUGCAGAUGAAAUUGGAAAUGUGGAAAUAGACUUAAUAGAAGGCAAAAUCAGCAUCCACAUCAACAUGACAAAGUCUAAGAAAAACCGCAUUGAUAUUUCUUCCGGUUCUGGCCUCAAUGACGGACAAUGGCACGAAGUACGGUUUACAGCUGAAGAGAACGCUGCUAUGUUAACGAUUGAUGGGGAUGAAGCUUCAUCUGUUAAAACAAAUAGUCCUCUCCAAUUCCGAACUGGAAGUCAGUAUUUUUUUGGAGGUUUCUACUACAAGUCAAACAACUCUGAUCACCCCAUGUUCAAGAAUUCCUUUCAAGGGUGCAUGCAGCUCAUCCACGUGGAUAACCAGCUGGUUGACCUUCACGCCAUAGAGCAAGGGAAGCAAGGGAGCUUUGCAAACAUCAGCAUUGACAUGUGUGCAAUCAUUGACAGAUGCGUCCCCAGUAAUUGUGAACACGGAGGCAAAUGCACCCAAACGUGGGACACCAUCACAUGCAGCUGUGAGGGAACUGGGUACACUGGUGCCACCUGCCACACUUCAAUGUAUGAACUGUCCUGCGAAGUCUAUCGACAUCUGGGGAAUACAUCAGGCUGGUAUUGGAUUGAUCCCGAUGGCAGUGGUCCACAAGGGCCAAUGAAAGUUUACUGCAACAUGACAGAGGAUAAAGUAUGGACAACCUUAUAUCAUGAUCUUCUACCUCAAACUCUAUUAGCUGGACCAAGCAAGGAUAAGCGAGUUGUGCUACAGCUGAAUUACAGUGCAACCAUGGAUCAGAUCUCUGCCAUCACUACCAGUGCUGAGAAAUGUGAGCAGUAUGUUUCGUACUCCUGCAAGAUGUCAAGACUGCUGAACACACCAGAUGGACACCCAUACACAUGGUGGGUUGGCAGAGGAAACGAGAAGCAUUACUACUGGGGAGAUUCUGGUCCUGGGAUUCAGAAAUGUUCCUGUGGAAUUGAAAGAAAUUGCAGUGACAGCAGGUUCUACUGUAACUGUGAUGCAGACCAAAAGCAAUGGAGGAAGGAUGAUGGUAUCUUGUCCUACAAAGACCACCUGCCAGUAACACAAGUCGUGAUUGGAGAUACAUUUCGUUCUUCAUCAGAGGCCAAGUUGUCUGUUGACCCUCUGCGCUGCUAUGGAGACAAAAACUAUUGGAAUGCAGUCUCCUUUAUCGCACCCAAUUCCUUCCUCCACUUCCCUACUUUCCAAGGUGAAACCAGUGCUGACAUCUCCUUUUACUUCAAGACGUCUGCCCCUGAUGGAGUAUUUGUAGAAAAUAGAGGAAAUACAGAUUUUAUCAAGAUAGAAUUAAAAUCGAACACGGAGGUGUCAUUUUCAUUUGAUGUUGGCAAUGGUCCAGUAGAGCUGAUUGUUACUUCAACCACUCCGCUGAAUGAUGACCAGUGGCACCGGGUCAGAGCUGAGAGGAAUAUUAAGGAAUCCAGAUUACAGGUUGACCAACUCCAACCACAGAUACGCAAAGCACCUACUCAUGGCCACACACGUCUAGAGCUCACCAGCCAGUUCUAUGUUGGUGCUGCUGGAGAUCAGAAAGGAUUCCUGGGCUGCAUCCGUUCUUUAAGAGUGAAUGGCGUUCCAUUAGAUUUGGAAGAGAGAGCAAAGGCUACCCAAGGUGUGAAGCCCGGCUGUUCAGGACACUGUACCAGCUACAAAAAUCUCUGCAAAAAUGGUGGCACAUGUAACGAACUCUACAAAGGUUACACAUGUGACUGCUCUAGGACUGCAUAUGAUGGAAACAACUGUAUAAAUGCUGUUGGUGGUUAUUUUGAGGAAGGAACAUGGCUGAAAUAUAAUUUCCAUACAGCAUCUACUUCAGCAUCAGUCAGCCUGAAAGACACAUUCAGUAUCCCACAGACUUCUGCUUCAGAUAUUUCCUUAGCAAAAGAGGAAUUGCUUUUCAGCUUCAGUACCACCAAAUCACCGUGUAUCCUUGUGUACGUCAGCUCCUAUUCCCAGGACUACCUGGCCGUGCUCCUGAAGCCACCAGGUAUCUUACAAAUUCGGUAUAAUUUGGGAGGCACCAAAGAGCCAUACAUAAUAGAUAUCACUGAUCACAAAAAUAUGGCUAAUAGCCAGCCACACAACGUUAAUAUCACCAGGGUUGGAAGAAGCAUUAUUUUCCAGCUUGAUCAUUAUCCUCCAGCAACGUACAGUCUCCCAUCUUCAUCUGAGACACAGUUUAAUGGGCCAAAGACCCUUUUCCUUGGAAGAGUGUUAGAGACCGGGACGAUAGACCAGGAUAUUCAGUCAUAUAACACCCCAGGCUUCAGUGGCUGCCUGUCCAGAGUCCAGUUCAACCUCAUCGCCCCACUCAAGCUCGCCUUAAGGUCCCGAAAUAAUUCGCAGGUGCAAGUAGUAGGAGAGCUAGUGGAAUCGAACUGUGGUGCAUCACCGCUGACUAUCCCUCAAAUGGAAUCUGCCAAUAAUCCCUGGCAUCUAAACUCAGAAACUGCUAAUUUCCCAAACAAUGAAGGACAAGCCAUGAAAGAUGGGGUGAAUAGGAAUUCCGCAAUCAUUGGAGGAAUCAUUGCAGUGGUGAUCUUCACUAUACUCUGCACUUUGGUGUUUUUGAUACGCUACAUGUUCCGCCACAAAGGAACCUACCACACAAAUGAAGCCAAGGGAGCUGAAUCUGCUGACAAUGCUGAUGCAGCCAUUAUAAACAACGACCCCAACUUCACUGAGACCAUUGAUGAAAGUAAAAAGGAAUGGCUUAUCUAAGAGCAAUCAAUUUGAUAGCAAGAGAAUGGUUUCUGGUGUGUUGGGAAGGACUGUGUCUCACCAGUUCUGGGCUUCUGACUUCUCCUCGCAAGAUCAGCACAGCCCCAUAGGGCCACACAAUACACCCACAAAGUUACAAAUCAUAAACUUUGAUAAAGGCAUUUGAAAGUACUUUUUUUGUUGACGUAUACAGUUGGGGUUUGCGCCUUCUGUAUUUCCCUAAGAAAAACAAAAUAUCAGCUUUUAGAGUUUCAGCAUUGGUUUGGAUUUGUCAGUAAUAUCUGUAUUUUGUGUGUGUGUGUUUAGAGGCAAUCUAAAUACUAAAUCAAGAGACGGGGCCAGUUUUAUAAAGUUUUAUAAGCCCUGAGAAUAAUAACUUAAAGAAUCCAACGUAUAUACACAGAUGGUUACAUAUAAACCUGUGAAAGUGUUUAUAUUUAAUCCAACACACACAACAAGUACUUGUCCUAAAUUUCAUCUUCUUACUUUCUCCUUUAUAUAACAAAAUACUUUUCAUUGCAUGCGUUAGCACUGCAGUAAUUCAGAAUGGUUAAGGGUGGAGCAUUAUCAUGCCAAUAAAGAAUGUAUCUGCCAUUUUUGUUGCUAUACUAUUAUGGUAUUAGGCUUAGGGAUAGGCAACCGGUGUCCUUACCAUGCUCCCAUACCUGGAGUCAAUGGCCGCUGGAAAGACACGCGUUGCCUAACCCUUUAUGGGGAAAUCUUGGCAUAACAAGAAUAAUUUGAAUGGUAUACAUUGCAAACUUAAAUAUACUUAAAUAUAUUGCACCUUUUCUGAUACAA
Pseudophryne corroboree (corroboree frog) is the source of this 5553-nucleotide messenger RNA. It is a transcript of the gene CNTNAP2, whose product is annotated as contactin associated protein 2. Lineage: Eukaryota; Metazoa; Chordata; Amphibia; Anura; Myobatrachidae. The coding region runs from base 775 to 4752 and encodes 1325 amino acids. The transcript has 24 exons. The record is from RefSeq and is a predicted model, not a curated record.